GAGGAGGGGAAUCAGGCGAAAAUGGCUCUCAGGUCUGAAAACCGAAAGCAACUUUCGCAAUCACGUGGCACCGCGGAGAAGGGCGAAGAGGCUCCGUUUUGCGGCUCGCCGGAGAGGAGGAACUAGCCUGGACGGGGGUCUCGGAACAAAAGCGAUCCUGACAGGUUUCAUUAUGACAUCCUCCCCUUCACUCUCCUGCUCCCACAGUUCCCCCAUGGGUACUCAAAGACCUCUCAUCGUGCCCUGGCUAAUGGAACAGCUGGACACCCAGCGGUACCCGGGACUAUCAUGGCUGAACCCAGAACGGACCCUGUUCCGAGUGCCGUGGAAACAUGGCUCACGGCAGAGUAUUUGCUACGAGGAUUUCCAGCUCUUUGAGGACUGGGCCAUUGCCAGAGGCCGCUAUCGCCCAGGCAUUGACCAGCGGACGCCUUCCGAGUGGAAAAGGAACUUCCGCUCAGCCCUGAACCGGAAGGAUGGGAUCCGCAUGUUUCAGGAUAACAGCACAGACUCCGAAGACCCCCACAAGGUGUUUGAAAUCCUGCAUGCCACAAAUCUGAAUGACUCUGCCCAGGGGACAGCAGUCGGGGACGUUUCUCCUACCCUGUCUGGGAGCACGGGACUGUGCGGGGACAGUUCCUCCUCUUCUCAGGGCGAUAUCCUGGAGAGCGUGCUGAGUUCCCUGGAAUUUUCCAGCCCCGCAGAAGGAGCAGAGAAUCUAGCUUGCACUGGAGGCCUGCCCCCAUUCAGCUUGGAUAUGAAUCUCCCUGCAAUCGCAGAGCCACAGCUGGAUCAGAUACUGGGAGCUGAUAUGUUUGGAGCAGAGAAUCCCGCUUUCUGUGGAGGCGUGCCCCCAUCCGAGUUGAAUCUAGUUCCAUCCACAACUGCAGCAUCUCCCCUGCAGGACCUCUUGAGUAGCAAUAUCUUCGAGUCAUAUUUUGAGGUCCGAGUCUACUAUCGGGGUCGGCUGGUCCUCUCCGACACAUUCCAGAACGUGCGAGGCCUGUGCUUCGUGCCUCCAGGCUCCCAGGGCCGCUACCCCGAUUUGGCAGACGUGAUCCUGCCUGACCCAGUCUGCUUGAACGACAGUCUGCAAGCGACCUACACUCAGCGCCUUCUGCGAGGCGUGGCUCCGGGGGUGCUUCUCCGUAUCGAGGGUACGACUCUGUGCGGCAUGCGCCAAGGCCAUUGCCAUGUGUCCUGGAGCCAGUCGGAGAUGCCUGAAGACAAGACUCCUCACGGGGUUCUGCCGAAGGAACAGUUGGGUCCCAUUUACAGCAUGCAGCAGUUUGUGCAAGACCUGGUUGGAUAUAUGGAAGGCAAACGGGGAUCUCCUAAUUACACCUUGUGGCUAUGCUUUGGGGAAGAUUGGCCAGACACUGGCCGGCCCUGGAAGAAAAAACUGCUCAUGGUGCAUGUCAUCCCGAAGUCACUGGAAAUUCUCUACGAGUUGAGCCAGUGCAAAGGGGCCUCAUCAUUAAAUGGAGCAGAGCCGGACCUAAGGAUAUCGGACUCGCUGCAGGGAUCCUUUCUGGACCAACUGAGAGAAUGGGGAGAGAAGAUGGAGGUGCAGUUUAAUUAGCUGCACAAAACUUUUAUCCCCCUCCUUUCAGAGGUAGCUGCAGAUUUGGGUCCUCUUCCUCAGACAGCUUUCAGUGUUUCUCUUACGCAGCAGAAUCGACACUCCUUUUUGCGACUCCUAAGAAAGGGGCAUGCCGGCAGGCCCUUUGGUGGAGAUGGUCACUGCUCUCUUGCACAAACCUUCCACUGAGGCAGCUGGCAGUCGCUGUCGGUUUCUAUUAGCAUCCCUGUAUGCAGAGGAUAUUCAAGAGUUUGUGGGGGGGAUUUCGUUUGGUU
Molecule: messenger RNA, 1857 nt
Organism: Lacerta agilis (Sand lizard)
Lineage: Eukaryota; Metazoa; Chordata; Lepidosauria; Squamata; Lacertidae
Gene: IRF3
Product: interferon regulatory factor 3
Exons: 10
Coding region: 173-1582 (469 amino acids)
Biological process (GO): immune system process; regulation of transcription by RNA polymerase II
Cellular component (GO): nucleus
Molecular function (GO): DNA-binding transcription factor activity, RNA polymerase II-specific; protein binding; RNA polymerase II cis-regulatory region sequence-specific DNA binding
Source: RefSeq, a predicted model, not a curated record